This is a messenger RNA of Perognathus longimembris pacificus (Pacific pocket mouse), 414 nucleotides long. RefSeq lists its product as uncharacterized. The record is from RefSeq and is a predicted model, not a curated record. The coding region runs from base 48 to 410 and encodes 120 amino acids. NCBI's taxonomy places the organism in Eukaryota, Metazoa, Chordata, Mammalia, Rodentia, Heteromyidae. The transcript has a single exon.
UCCCCUGGUCCAGCUGACCUGUUGCCCGUGCUCGCCCGAGGCCAGCGAUGCCCGCGGCUAAUGGCUACUUUCUGCGGAGACCUCUGGACCUGGAGAUGUACCCGGACUCCGAUCCUGAAUCUGAAGACCUGUUUGACAAGCCUCCCCGAGAACAGUUCCGGGCUGCCCGAGGGCCCAGGUCGUCGGCUGGGGGCAAGAAACCUGGUCGGCGCGGAGGGAGGGCACAGGGGGCCCGUGUCUGGCAGACCCUGAAAGUGAUCCCGCGUGCCCCCCGAAAGGAGAAGGAGCCCCCACAGGAGGAGGGCUGCUAUCUCGACCAUUUCCCUCACCUCUCCAUAUUCAUUUACGCAGCCCUUGCGUUCUCCAUCACCUCUUGCAUCUUCACCUACCUCCAUUUACAGCUUUCCUAAGUAG